AUGGCAGACAACGGCAUCUCCAACCGCAAAGUCUUCAAAGUCUUCAACCAAGACUUCAUAGUCGACGAGCGGUACACCGUCACCAAAGAGUUGGGCCAGGGCGCCUACGGCAUCGUCUGCGCCGCCACCAACAAUACCACGGCCGAGGGCGUCGCCAUCAAGAAAAUCACCAAUGUCUUCAGCAAGAAGAUCCUGGCCAAGCGCGCGCUGCGAGAGAUAAAACUGCUGCAGCAUUUCCGGGGGCAUAGGAAUAUCACGUGUUUGUAUGAUAUGGAUAUCCCCCGGCCGGAUAAUUUUAAUGAGACGUAUUUGUAUGAAGAACUCAUGGAAUGCGACCUAGCAGCCAUCAUCCGCUCCGGCCAACCCCUAACAGACGCCCACUUCCAAUCCUUCAUCUACCAGAUCCUCUGCGGCCUCAAAUACAUCCACAGCGCCAACGUCCUGCACCGCGACCUCAAACCGGGCAACUUACUCGUCAACGCCGACUGUGAGCUGAAGAUUGCCGAUUUCGGCUUGGCCCGCGGCUUCAGUGUGGAUCCUGAGGAGAAUGCGGGUUAUAUGACCGAGUAUGUGGCCACGAGAUGGUAUCGCGCGCCCGAGAUUAUGUUGAGUUUUCAGAGUUACACCAAGGCUAUCGACGUCUGGUCCGUCGGCUGCAUCCUCGCCGAACUCCUCGGCAGCAAACCUUUCUUCAAAGGCCGCGACUACGUCGACCAACUCAACCAGAUCCUCCACUACCUUGGCACCCCAUCCGAAUCCACCUUAUCCCGCAUCGGAUCCCCACGAGCCCAAGAAUACGUCCGCAACCUCCCUUACAUGAGCAAAGUCCCCUUCCAGCAACUCUUCCCCCGCGCCAACCCGGACGCCCUGGAUCUAUUGGACAGGAUGUUGGCGUUUGAUCCUUCCCAGCGGAUUGGGGUGGAGGAGGCGCUGGAACAUCGGUAUUUGUCUAUUUGGCACGACGCGAGCGAUGAGCCGGAUUGUCCGAUCCCGUUUGAUUUCGGCUUUGAGGUCGUGGAGGAGGUUCCCGAGAUGCGGGUGUUGAUUUUGGAUGAGGUGAGGCGCUUUCGCGCGGAGGUGAGGGCGCCGCAGGCCGUUAAGGGCUAUGGGCAGCCGGUUCCUCAGCAGCAGCAGCAGGGGUCGCAGCAGGGGCAGGGAAUGGGGCAGAGUCAGGUGCCGAUUCCGGAGGGGUAUGAUAGUAGGAUGUAUGAGGAUCCCCGGCCGCAGGAGAUGUUACAGCAGGGGCAGGGGGGUGGUAGGGGUGCGGCUGCGGGUGGUGGGAUGCAGGGGGUGGACUUGGAGAGGGAAUUGCAGGGGGGGUUGGAUGCGAUGAGGUAG
This is a messenger RNA of Recurvomyces mirabilis, 1338 nucleotides long. RefSeq names its product mitogen activated protein kinase 2 (gene tmk2). Gene Ontology annotation, cellular component: nucleus; cytoplasm. The transcript is spliced from 3 exons. NCBI's taxonomy places the organism in Eukaryota, Fungi, Ascomycota, Dothideomycetes, Mycosphaerellales, Teratosphaeriaceae. The record is from RefSeq and is a predicted model, not a curated record. Gene Ontology annotation, biological process: intracellular signal transduction; protein phosphorylation. Gene Ontology annotation, molecular function: ATP binding; MAP kinase activity. Bases 1 to 1338 code for a protein of 445 amino acids.